Ananas comosus (pineapple) is the source of this 779-nucleotide messenger RNA. RefSeq names its product peptide methionine sulfoxide reductase B5. The transcript has 3 exons. Gene Ontology annotation, molecular function: peptide-methionine (R)-S-oxide reductase activity. Gene Ontology annotation, biological process: response to oxidative stress; protein repair. The record is from RefSeq and is a predicted model, not a curated record. Bases 84 to 491 code for a protein of 135 amino acids. Lineage: Eukaryota; Viridiplantae; Streptophyta; Magnoliopsida; Poales; Bromeliaceae.
UGAAUUUUGAGGGAAUUGGAGUAGUUGAGCUCCUCUGCUCUCUCUCUCUCUUCUCUCUCUCUCUCUCUCUCUCUCUCUCAAACAUGGCGAGCUCAGGAGGUGUAUCCAUGGCGAAAUCCGAGGAGGAGUGGCGCGCCAUACUCUCCCCAGAACAAUUCCGGAUCCUCCGAUUGAAGGGAACCGAGCCUCCAGGGACAGGUGAAUACAACAAGUUUUACGGCGAAGGCGUUUACAGCUGUGCUGGUUGCGGAACUCCUCUUUAUAAAUCCACUACCAAAUUCAAUUCUGGGUGUGGUUGGCCAGCAUUCUUUGAGGGACUUCCCGGGGCCAUAAACCGAACGCCCGAUCCCGAUGGGAGGAGGACGGAGAUCACCUGUGCGGCGUGCGGCGGCCACUUGGGCCACGUGUUCAAAGGCGAGGGGUUCAAGACGCCUACCGACGAACGCCACUGCGUCAACAGCGUCUCGAUCAAGUUUGCUCCCCCGUCGUGAGACAUCUCUCUAGUGCCCAGUUUAUUACUAUGUUUCGCGGACAAUAAUAAUAACAUGUUAUGUUAUUUACUGAUGAAUAAAGUUUGUGUGUUAUGAUUGAUGGAAAUAAUCUCUCUCCGACGGCCUUGUGCAGUGAUUUAGUUUGUUGCAUCAGUCAGCUCUUACUUGUUUCGUAGAAUCAAUCCUACAGGAAUGAGAACCUUGCUUGAGCCCUGAUGUUGAAGUUCCAUGAAACAAAGUGAAAACAUUGUUGUUGAUAUGAGUUGGAACAGGAGUACUAUUUCUGAA